This is a messenger RNA of Zea mays, 2245 nucleotides long. The record is from RefSeq and is a predicted model, not a curated record. Lineage: Eukaryota; Viridiplantae; Streptophyta; Magnoliopsida; Poales; Poaceae.
GGAGUGAGCGAGGAGUAGGGACCGACGAGUGAAGGAGGAGCUAGCAGGCCGGCUAGCUAUAGCUAGCAGCACGCCUCUCGUCUGCUGGCUCGAUCCAUCUCCGUCUCCGGCCGUCCCUUUCACAGCGCCUUGCCUUCUUCACUUCACCCUAGCUACCAGCCUGUCUGCCUUUUCCAUCGUCUUCCUCUCCCCUCCACACAAACACAGACACAGUUGCGUCGUCGCCCGGCCGCUGUGCGUGCGUGCGUGCGUGCUGUGCUGCCUUUCUUUCUCGCUUUAAUUUCUUUCCAUCCAUCCGCUUUCCCCCCCUCCCAAUCCCAAUCCCUCCAAAAAUCCGCUCCGCGCGCGCAAGCGCGGCCGGCCUUUAUCGAUCCCUCCCGGCCUCUAGCGCUGCUCCGGCGGCGGAGUCCGGCCCCAGGAAACAAAGGCCGCGCGCGCCGACCGGACCGACCGGGGGGCCGUCCAGUUCCAGUUCCAGUUCCAGGCCGCACAAGCACAUGAGAUCAUGAGCUCGGAGGACUCGCUCAAGUCGCUGUCGCUGGACUACCUGAACCUGCUCAUCAACGGGCAGGCCUUCAGCGACGUGGCCUUCAGCGUGGAGGGCCGGCUGGUGCACGCGCACCGCUGCGUGCUGGCCGCGCGCAGCCUCUUCUUCCGCAAGCUCUUCUGCGGCCUGGACCCGAGCCACCAGCCGCCCCCACCCACCGCCGGCGGGCGCGCGCCGGACCUCGUCAUCCCCGUCAGCUCCAUCCGCUACGAGGUGCUGGUGCUGGUGCUCCAGUUCCUCUACAGCGGCCAGGCCUCCGUCGCCGCUCCCAAGAGCGGCCCGCUCCCGGGCUGCGGCGCCAGGGGCUGCUGGCACACCCGCUGCGGCGCCGCCGUCGACCUCGCCCUCGACACCCUCGCCGCUGCGCGCUCCUUCGGCGUCGAGCAGCUCGCGCUCCUCGUCCAGAAGCAGCUGGAGGCCAUGGUGAAGGAGGCGUCCGUGGACGACGUGAUGAAGGUGCUGAUGGCGUCGCGCAAGUUCGAGAUGCAGGAGCUCUGGGCCGCCUGCUCCCACCUGGUGGCGCGCUCGGGCCUCUCCGCCGACCUCCUCGCCAAGCACCUCCCCAUCGACGUGGUCGCCAAGAUCGAGGAGAUCCGCGCCAAGUCCCCCGGCGGCGCCGCCGCCGCGGGCGGCGCCGGGCCGCGCUCGCCGUUCCUCACCCACCACUACCUCCCCAUCAACGCGGCGUCGUCGGCGGCCGACCGCGAGCACCGGAUCCGGCGCAUGCGGCGCGCGCUGGACGCCGCCGACAUCGAGCUCGUCAAGCUGAUGGUGAUGGGCGAGGGGCUGGACCUGGACGACGCGCUGGCCGUGCACUACGCCGUCCAGCACUGCGGCCGCGACGUCGUCAAGGCGCUGCUGGAGCUGGGCGCCGCCGACGUCAACUCCCGCGCCGGGCCCGCGGGCAAGACGGCGCUGCACCUGGCGGCCGAGAUGGUGUCCCCCGACAUGGUCUCCGUGCUCCUGGACCACCACGCCGACCCCAACGCCCGCACGCUCGACGGCGUCACCCCGCUCGACGUGCUCCGCAGCCUCACCUCCGAGUUCCUCUUCAAGGGCGCCGUGCCGGGGCUCACGCACAUCGAGCCCAACAAGCUCAGGCUCUGCCUCGAGCUCGUGCAGUCCGCGGUCAUGGUGGCCACGCGCGACGACGGCGGCGCGCACGGCGACGCCGGGGGAGGUGGGAGCGACGGCGGGAGCUUCCCGAGGGGCGGCGACGCCGCCGACGACAGCUUGGUGAGCCUCACCAUGAACUCCACGCUCAUGUACCAGGGCCAGGAGAUGGCGGCGGCGCUGGCCGGCGACGCCAGGAAAGGGAGCGGCGGCGGCCGAGGGAGUCCGUCCAGCUUGUACUUCCCCAAUGGCUUCGCAUGAGUAUUUAAUCUCCUUCAUCAAGCAAGAGCAAUGCAUUUUCGUUUCUCUCUACAUAUAUCCAUCCAAAGAUGAUCCUUUUCUCUACCUCGCGCUAGCUCUUUCAACACUCUCCGUUGGAUUGGAUCUUUAAUUUGCAUUGUGAUGUGAGGACGAUGGUCGUGUAGCUAGCUAUAGCUUGCUACUGUUCAACGAGCUAGGAGAGAGAGAUGAGCUAGCAGUAGUAGCACUGCAAGGAUUUCAUGAUAUUUUAUGUGGAUUAAUUGUUCGAUGCACAUCUUACAAGUAAUGAUUGAUCGAUUGGGCAUCAUCAACUGCUUUGCUUUA